Molecule: messenger RNA, 4384 nt
Organism: Contarinia nasturtii (swede midge)
Lineage: Eukaryota; Metazoa; Arthropoda; Insecta; Diptera; Cecidomyiidae
Exons: 10
Coding region: 440-3808 (1122 amino acids)
Source: RefSeq, a predicted model, not a curated record
GCAGAGCACGAACGAAAAAGAAGAAGCCGAGAGCAAGAAAGCAGCGAAAAAAAGAGAUUUGUGUGUAGUUUAGUCAAACAAUUUCGAUUGAUUGCACUCAAAAGCAGCAAAAACAUUUUACAACCGAUUAAAAUCGAGGCACGCUCGUCGCGUAUCGUUCAUAUUUUAAUUUUAUCAUAAGUUUUAACGCAGUAAAAUUACGGUGCGAAUAAAUACAGAAACGAAAAUCUGUGCUUACAAUUUUUUUUUCUUCGCCUAUCGGAAUGUAUGUGUCUGUCUGUCAGCACCAAACAGUGAUCGAAUAACAACAACAAGGAAAAAAAAAACAUUUUCAUCGUCUGAAAAAAAGAGAAGGGGGUGAAUUUGUGUGAAAAGAAAAAGAAAGAGACAACACACAGCAAAUAGAACGCACGUUGUUGUGUGUGUGCGUGCGGUAAUAAUGAAUGUGCCAUUAAAAAAGCGGCAUAAUUACGGCAUUAACGGGAGUGCAUCGUCGCAAAACGAACCAACGACGUCCGCCAACCGUGUGCAUUCAACUAAUUCAAAUGAUGAGGACGAUGAGUAUGACGAUGAUCAUCAAUCGUCGAAUGUGGAUGAUGACGAUGAUGAUGAUGAUGAGAGCUCGGGUAUCGGAGCCAAUACCACAAUGGCACACAUUGGCAAAGAGGAUAGAAAACAACAGUAUUUGAACAGAGCAACAUCAGACUAUGAUAUAAGAACUGUUCGCAAUCAUCGUCCAUCAACAGACGAUGACGACAAUUCAUCACCAUCGGAUAUCACGGCAUCAACACAUAAUUCAUCCAAGAAAAAUGAACUAAAUAAAAUAAGCAGCGACAGUAGCGAGACCAGUGAUAGCAGUGAUAGUUCCAAAUCAUCGAAAGAUGAUGCAGUAAGUGAAGUAUUGAGCGCUUGUGAUCCGUUGACCGAAGAAGCGGUCAUGCAACACAAUACCGAUUUGGAGCCCAUGAAUUCACAAGAACGAAUUCAAUUUUGGAAUUACUCGGACGCCGAACUUACCGACGAUAUUUACAACGAUUUUGAUGAGGAGAAAUAUAGCUCGAAGCCAAUUCGAUCGGAAAGACUGCAAAAGCGGAUGUAUACACAGCCGGGUCCGAAAUACACAUCACGAAAAUCGAAAAAAGAUGAAAAAUCUCGUAAGACUGACGAUAAACCAACGAGCUCAUCGCCAAAAUCGAAAGCCGAUCCAAAAGAAGCCAGAAAAACAAAAGCAUCACCCACAAAAAAGGCGAAAAAAAUUCAAGAAAAAUCGCCGCCAUCACCACCAGUUGCUAAGUUACCGAUUCCAUCGGCCAAAGUAGAACAACGGCCUAUAGUCGUCAAUAAAUCACCAUUAGCUGUUGCCCGUUCACCAUUAACCGCCACACAUUCACCUCUGGCCACCAAUCAUUCACCUUUGGUCACACGUUCACCAUUAACCCAUUCAAUAUUGUUGUCACCAGUUCGGCCCCUUCUAAAUAAUGUGGCAAACAGGCCGGACAAUGAGAUACCAUCAACGAUAAAAUUCCGUGUUAGUUAUAACAAAGACACAACGAUUCGAUCGGAUAAUAGUUUUAAAGUACCAACAACGCCAAAUACGUCAUUUCGAUCAAUGAACGAAGGUGGUUGCGCAAAUUGUAAUAAACGUUCACGAAAUGUUGAUAAAACGAUGUCAUCGCCGGCAUCAUCGACCGAAAUUCCGGUAAAUAAUCAAAAGGAAUUUUACAAGUAUUUAGGUAUCGAUACAAAUCCACCGGUGCAAGAGAAAGUAUCGCCGGAACCAAGUCCAAAUGAUGCAUUAUACAAUAAUCGAAGAUCGUUACGUGUGUUUAUUCAGCAGAAACAGCAUGAAUACACGAGGACAUCCACUAAAGAUGACCAAUCACCGCACCAAAAAUCACCAUCAACACAAACGUGUCACAGCCCAAAUAAUGUACAUAAACACAGCCCAGAUAAUGGUAAUGUAUUUACAAAGUCACCCAUCGUGAAUGGUGGUGUUUUAAAAACGAAUGUGAUCUCAAGUCAUAUUAAACAACGUCACACCUAUGAACCACCGUUUAUGGACGGCGAUGAACAACAUCCGAAUACUAAUGUGCCGACAACUGGUAAAUCGUUCAAUGAGACUGAAACCACGAACACAACAUAUGAUGCCAAUCGAUUUGGCGAAAGCAGUGGUAGCCAAGCAGUUAAAGGGCAACGAGUUUUGAAACGAAAAGUUUUGUUGCCCAGUCCAAUGAUGUUGACCGAAAUGUUUAAACGAUAUAAACAAUGUUUUAAACAAGGUUUUGCCAUUCGACAACAAAUGCGCCAUCAAAUGGUGAAACGUGUUAAAAAGCGGCCAUCGAACAAUAUUCAAUCGACAGAGAAAACAUCGACACAAACAGAAAAUUCAACAAUUGAAAUUAAUACCAAAAUAAAUGGCGUACAGAAAUUAAAUAGUGUACAACCAAUGAACAUCGGUGGAGAUUUAAUCAACUCAUUUUCACCAACAUCCAUCACACACUCAAAUGCAUCCACAGACAGUGCAAUUGUUGUUAAUUCAAAUGUUAUUGAGAAUGGAAUACCGAUUGUUACAGUGGAAUCUGCGUGUUCAAUGCAAUGCCAACAAGAUCUUGAUAAUCACGUGGAUAAAUCACAAUUUCGAAAUCCAUUGGAUAUUAAAAAAAAUGGUGCCGUCCAUGCAAUUCUCACCCAUUCAGCAUCGCCCAAUGAUAGUGAGGUUAUUGUUGUCAUUCAAGAGUCACAAAUUAGCUUUUGGAAUUCAACAUCAAAGGCGUUGACUAUGUUUGGCAUUGCACGGUCUUGGAUGAAAAUUGGCGAAAUAACACGAAUGACGGAAGGCAAAGAAAUUGACGCAUUGUAUCAGCACCGCUUGAUGGAUAUCGGUGAGACAUUUCCGGUUUACGUGGAAAUAAGAGCAAAAGAAUCAGCUCCCGAUGAAUUUCGUCAGUCCAACUUGACCUUUGUCUAUCUCAACGUGUAUUUUGUAAAAUUAAACGCCGACAAACAUCCGCAAAUCGUGAUGGAAUGCGUUCAUUUAGACACGAUCAAAGGAUAUGCCAAUUCAAUUUAUUAUACCGCACUAAAGACAUCACCCAGUGUGCUAAUGACUUGGACUGAAUACAAUGUGAACAAUCAAUCAAGGUGUGGGAUCAUAAAAUACACACUAAAAAUGCCAACACUUGACAAUCUCGAAGAUAUUAUGGACUAUUCGGAUUUGCAACACGACAUCAAGACUCUGAUCACCAUCGGUGAUUACCAUGUUGUUGGAUGUGGCGAUAGAACUGUAUCAAUGUGGGACCAUCGCAAUGGUAAUCUGCUGAUUGAUAUUGAAAUUGACCUACCGACUAUUGGACAUAAUAUUGCUUGCUAUACAGUGACAAUCGGUGACGAUGUACCCGAUUAUAUGCUGCUGCUUCAAUUGGUGUCGGAUGAAGGAAAUGACGAAUCAAACAAACAAUUGAGAGUUAUGGCUGUGCAAACUGUUGAUCCAUACCAUUGGCGAACGCUUCAAACACACGACAUUCCCAAUAGUUAUGGAAAAGUUUGUUCGAUUUUCAACAAAGACGAUAUGUUAACAAUAACCUUCAGCAGUGGAACGAUGUUGUAUUUGAAUCUAACAUUGCCCCAUCAGAUCUACAUUCGGAAUGUAUCAUGGUCGGUGCCGCAAACAAAUGGAUUGAGUGUGUCAAAGUGCGGAGCAAUUGGUACGCCGACACUUUUUACGCAAUCCAAUGGACAAACAAUUGAAAUAUUCAACGAUCGCAUUGCCAUGAAAUCAGUGUGGGAAUAUUUUAUCAAAAAAGACUAAAUCAAUCACAGUAAAUUUUUGAAUCAAUGUUGGUGUUUGCAUCAUCAAAAACGAUUUUAAUUGAUUAAUUUAAAAAGUAAUUAUUGUGAAUAAUUCAUUGCAGCAUUUUUUUUUUGUUCAAACUUUGAAUGUCGAUAAAAUUCAACCAAAUAGGGAUACAAUAAACAUGUUAUGUUUUAGUUUAAAAAAAAAAGAAAAAAAAAAUAAUAAUAAUAUGAAAAAUAUUAAUUUAUAUUUUUCUCACACAAUCGGGAACGAUUUUAUUUACGUGCCUUGCAAUGGCACAUUGAAAAUGAACCAACCAAUUUAUUAUAUUAAAUUUAUAGGCCGCAACCAACAGAUUUAUAUUCAGUGAUUCGAUAAAAUUGAAGAAAACUUUUUUUUUAGUUUGAGAUGAAAAUUGUUUUAAACGAGGAAAGAACAAAAUAUAUGCUUAGGAAUUUGAGUAUUAUUAUGAGAGACAAUUAUUAUUGUAAUCUUGUUGCGAACGCAAUUCAAUCAUAAUCAAGAGUCAUACGACUCCAAUGAACACUAAAUUUCAAUAAAACAAAUGCUAUAUACUAGAACAAAAUGGCA